Molecule: messenger RNA, 2712 nt
Organism: Ylistrum balloti
Lineage: Eukaryota; Metazoa; Mollusca; Bivalvia; Pectinida; Pectinidae
Product: cyclic nucleotide-gated channel rod photoreceptor subunit alpha-like
Exons: 25
Coding region: 1-2712 (903 amino acids)
Biological process (GO): transmembrane transport; monoatomic ion transport
Cellular component (GO): membrane
Molecular function (GO): monoatomic ion channel activity; protein-containing complex binding
Source: RefSeq, a predicted model, not a curated record
AUGUGUUCAGUGCGAAAUCCAACACCCGCUGUAGGAUCUCCAAUGAAAGAAGGUCGAAUAACGGAGGGGACGAAGAAAAAAGGACGAAAAAAGAAUAAGCCGGUGAAAAAGCUCAAUUCCAGGAGGCCAACACUUAUACCUCGGCGAUGGGCUCCUGUUCUGCAUUCGGCAAAGUGUAACGAUGAAUUUGAAGAUGAAGACGACGUUGAGGAUACCAAGACUGUUAAUUCAAAAAUAAGACGAAUUGAAGGAUUAAUGGAGACUUGCAAAACGCCUGAUACCGUAUACCAAAACAUUGAUUCACCUGUAAAGCGUUGCCAUGAUAACAGCGGGCGUCAUGCGCGGUCAGGUGAAGGUUUUCCGGAAGGAAGUUGCACCAUGGACACCACAAUAGCUUCACAUGAAAACAAGUCAACAAAAUCACAGCAUAGUGAAAUGUCCUGUGGAGUUUUGGACCCCGACGGAAACAAUUGCUACAACUGGAUGAUCAUUAUCACCACAGCAGCCCUUUACAACAUAGUUGUCAUCAUACUUCGGCUUGCCUUUACAGAGAUGAGGGAACAUGUGUUACCAAGAACGAUAUUUACCGUCCUUGACCUUGGAUGUGAUGUGGUAUACUUGUUUGACAUGGUAGUACAAAGUCGUAUGUCUUACUACGAGGACGGCUGUCUGGUAACUGAUACUCAAAAGGUGUAUGAGGAGUACUGGGGUAGGCCACGAUUUAAGCUUGAUGUGUUAUCAAUUCUUCCACUUCACACCAUCAUCUUCGUAUGUCAAGGAAUGCUGAAGUGCAUAAAGAUAUACAUAGGCUUCGAUAAAUAUCAAGGGGUUUACGUUUCCUUGACACGGUUACCAAGGUUACUUAAAGCUCACACUGUUUCCGGUUUCUUCGACAUUACUGACAGUCGCACGUCCAACCCUAACUGUGUCCGGGCGAUCAAGCUCUCUUUGUAUUUAAUACUUGUUAUUCACUGGAUCGGGUGUCUAUAUUACAUCGUAUCCUUGUACGAGGGGAUAGGGUCUACUGAAUGGGCCUACUCCAGUGGAAACUACCCAGAUAAUUUCAUAAGGAAAUACAUUUGCUGUAUUUACUGGUCGCUUUUGAUACUGACCACUAUAGGGGAGAGACCGCCGCCUCAGACUAAUUUGGAGCACGUGUUUACUGGAUUGACGUUUGUUAUUGGUGUUUUUAUAUUUGCUGCCGUUGUCGGUAACGUCGGCGAUGUGAUCAGUAAUCUAAAUGCUUCUAGACAAGAAUUUCAAUCUAGGAUGGACCAGAUAAAGUUUUACCUGAGGCACAGAAAUGUCCCUAUACCUUUACAGAACAGAGUCAAACGUUGGGCCGACUAUACAUGGGCAAAGAAUCAAGCCAUGGAUGAGCCUCAGUUGUUACAGAUGUUACCCGAGAGAUUGCAGAUGGAGAUCGCCAUACAAGUCCAUCUAGAUACCCUCAAAAAAGUCACUAUCUUCGAAGAAUGUGAGGAGGGACUUUUGAGGGAGUUGGUGUUGAAACUUCGACCACAGAUCUUUUCCCCUGGUGAUUACAUAUGUCACAUCGGAGACAUAGGUCGAGAGAUGUACAUCAUCAACCAUGGAAAGAUAGAGAUCAUAGUUCCUUGUGCCGACACAGGACAGAAACAGAGAGUUGCAACAUUAGGAACUGGUAAUUACUUUGGGGAGAUCAGUUUGCUCAAACUCGAUUCCGGACAAAACAGGAGGACCGCAGAUGUCCGGUCCGUUGGAUACUCGGAACUGCUACGGCUUUCCAGGAAGGAUCUCCUUACGGCACUGGUGGAAUAUCCUGAAGCAAAGCUGAUACUGGAAACACAGGCUAAGCUUAGAAUGAAAGAAACUAUGGUCAUUCGAAAUACCAAUGGGGAAGAACCGUCUCCUCCUUCAGAACGGCAAACAAACGAACCUUCUAGGAAAAAACGUGACUGGCUCACAGGAAUUGUCCAAUCAGAUGGAUUUAAGAAACUUGUGGAGAGCAAAGGCACUGAGUUGCUAGAACUGAAGACGAUCAUAGCCCAGUUGAAGGAUUACCAAGCACAGAUUCAAGAAAAAACCAAUACGCGUUGUGUAGAAAAGAACAAACGACUUGAACUGAAAUUACAGCAGUACGACAUUAAUCUUCGAAAGGCAAACGCUAAGUUAGAAGAACUCCAUGUGGCUUUAAGGUCGCCCUGCUCCUGUGGAAGACCGUCCAGGGCCGUGAACACAGAGAGUCCGUUUAAAAAUAGAAUCACGCGUUCUUCCGUUUCGGAUAGAUCUUGCAAGUUAUCGAUAAGAAAGAAAUGUGCUUCAGAACACUACUUAGAACGUCGAGGGAUGAAACCGUUCACAGGUUUAGAACCUGGACAGUCACAACGUGGAAAGCCAGGUUCAAACAAAAUCUCGACCCUGAUGACUAGGUCACAAUUAAACGUAACACAUUCCGACAACAUGGAACCGGUGAAACAGAGUAGCGGUUAUUCAAGUGAUACAGAGACCAUGGCAACACUGCUGCGCGUCAGUAGUGCUCUGCGAUUGCGCCACCGAUCACAAACAAAUUCAGAAAGCAAUUGUGAUUCAAGCGUGUCCACUGAUGGAGAUCUAGAUUCAGACUGGGAGCCGGUUUCCAUUAGCAACAGCAUUCCGCUCACACACUUGACAAAUAGUCCAAAGGCUAACAGUACACGCCGUCGAUCUUUUUUCAAGGAGACCAAUGUCUAG